GACUCCGGCCCACAUCGGCAAGCCUGUCUGCCGCCGGGACGCACCCUGUGGACCCUGACGAACCAAAAUCCGGAGGAUCGCAACAACUGCGUGGAUGUUGUUUUCCAGAUCGACGGAACCUUGGCGAAUUCUGCUUUGAUGCACCUCCUGGUGCGCCUGCUCAACAACAAGGUUUUCCUCGAGCUCCGCACGAAGCAGCAGCUGGGUUACAUCGUGGACCUGAGCUAUGCAGAGGGCACCGGGUUUCUGCAUCUCCAGUGCAUCCUUCAGUCUGAGUUCCGGCCCUCGUACGUGCGAGGCCGUAUCGAAGAGUGCCUGAAAGACCUCUUCCGUUGGGCGCAAGAAGAGCUGACGGAGAUGGAGUUUGCGAAGGUCCGGGAAGGACUUGUCUCGAUUCUGUCGGAGGCCCCCAAGAACCUGAGCGAGGAGAACUCCAGAUACUGGACUGAAGUCAGCCGCCAACGAUACGACUUCCAGCGCCGGUCGCGUAAACGCCAAGCGGUGCAGUCGACGAGCCUCGAGGACUUCAAGCAUUUUGUGGCCCGGCUUGCCACGGCGCCACAGCUGUGCAUUGAGGUGAAGGGCGAUGCCCCGAUGGCUAAUGCUGAUGGGUCGGAGAGUCCUGGUAAGAGGUCGGCGUCCAAUGAUCCUGAUGAACAACUCGAACAGCUAUUGAGAAAACAGCGAACACAGGAGCUCGAGGCGGUUCCAGCUUGGGCGGAGACCAUUAUCUCAAUGCAGCACAAUAUGUCUCUUCAACUUAGUGAUAUGGGAAAAGGGUAUCAUGGGUUCGACGGUCGCAUUCGACAGCUUGAAGCAGAGAAUGUCGGAGAGCGAAUGAAGAACAUGGAGGGACAAGUGAAGGAGCUUGUGGAAGCAGUAAAGUCCAUGCGCAGUCAGUCAGCAUCUCAGCGAUUCGCAGAUCCUGGUGGUGAGACAUCGGGCCAACCGGGUGUGCCUAGCAGGCCUGUGCAUCCCCCGCCACUCCCUGAAUCUGAGAAUCACCAGCAUACCAGCCCGAAGUCUAGCAUGACUACUUCGUCGCCAACGGGCAGCAGUGAGACAGACUUCAAUCACAUCGUAGCAGGUGGAUGGCCAGAGGACACUAGGAGAGGAGUCAUAGACGGCGAUACCUGGCAUAUCUGCGAGCAGUUCGGUCCCAAUGUCAAGAUCAAUCGCGUGGUGGUCUACGGAUCGCGGGCUAACACCAGUCACAUUUACCUAUGCCCCCUGCCCGAGCAAGAGGCCCGGGAGAGGUUCUAUAGCUUGCAACAAGAACACAGUGGGAAGUUUCAUUCGAAUGUGGGUGGGAAGCCCAUCUGGCUCUCACCUAGCCGCACUCCGGAGCGCAGAGCUAAGAACAGAUCAACUCGCGAGACACUUAACCGUUUGCAAGCUGUCCUCCAGUCAGACAAUCCAGACGACCUUGAAGUGGAAUGGUCCAGGCAGCUCAUCUGGUACAAGGACCGGAGAAUUGCCACAGGGAAGCUUGGUGAUAUACGCAGUCACUUCUAUGUCAAUGAGGUUGGAUGUCAUAUCCCGCCCGCCAAUGCCGAUGGCAAUGUGAUCCUUCUUGACAGGCAAUCCGUUAAGUUCAUUUCCGAGUCCUGGCAUGGAAAGAGAUAUGCUGCUGUGCGCUUCACUCUGGAUAGUGGGUGUGAGGUGGUUUUCGUUAAUGUUCAUUUUCCUCAUAAAGAUCGACCUGACAGUGAAUUUGAGCUUGCAUGUGCAGAGGUAAACCAUAUUCUCACCAAGUAUUCUUCUAUUGCCGUUAUCAUUGCGGGUGACUUUAACUGUGAAUGGAGCAAUGUUCAAGAUGAUAGGGGUGCAACUCUUCAGCUAGAACUCGCAUCAUUUGGCGUGUGCUGCAAGCACCCGGAGUCCAAAACAUGGCAUGGUCGCGUCAGCUCCAGAACUUAUGACUACUUCAUCUUCAAUGACAAAAUGAAGAGUUUGCUUGUCGAUGUGGACUACGGGGAUGACACUGACGUGGUGCAGGGGUCUCGAAGCUGCGCACGCAAGUCUGGCACAGAAGACGUUGUCGGAAGUGGGUGGUUGACUCCACGAGCGGAAGCAGCUGCGAAGCAAGUCAAAGAUCAUUUUUCUGCGGUGUUUGUGCGACCUUCGGACCCCUCGGAAGAUGAGGCGAUAGAGGAUUGUCUACACAAGUUCCGUGGUUUGUGCAACCCCUCCAACUGCGUUCCGUUUACAAGUGAGGAGAUCCAGACUGCUGUUCACGCCCUUAAGUUGAACAAGACUGCAGGGCCCACUGGCAUGAGUAACGAGUUCCUCCAGUGCCUCGCCCAGUCCACCAAGGGCGUAGAUAUGUUGCAGGACUUUCUGGCAGUGCUUCUACAGAGAGGCUCUCAAGACAUCGGUGGUCAGCUUCUCGAUGCCUUGCUAGGUGUCCACGCUUUUCUGGAGCGGGAGUCUUUGCAGGGUGCGCCUUGCAUAUACAUCAGUUUGGAUAUUCGCAAGGCCUUCGACAGUGUAGGGUACAGUCAUCUACUUCGACACAUCCAAGAUGUUACCCCGGCCAGUCACGCUCCGGAAGCGCUUCGUCUUUGUGAGAUGCUGCUGCAUCCAACGUUGAACUUUGAGUUUGAGGGCCAGCAGUGGCAGCUAGAGGCCAACAUAGGAGUACAACAGGGAGGCAGUCACUCUGCCACGGUGUUUUCGCACUAUUUCGAUACAGUCAUUUCCCAUGUAUUCCAGAGUCAAACAGAGUGCAACAUGCAUGACAUCCCAGGUUGGUUAUUUGUUGAUGACUGUCUGGUUAUAUAUGGUAACUGGAGGCAAGCACACCAGGCCUUUUCGUAUUUGUGCGAUCAGUUACAAGCUGUGGGCCUUCAUCUCAACUUCGACAAGACGGUUGUAUUUUCCACUACACAAGUCCUGGCUGAGGGGGAGCGUACAGUGCCACAGAACUCUCCGCUGAGGCAGUGCAAGUGGGCCAACCAAGCCAAGUAUCUGCGCAAAACCGUUUCACACUUUGACGCCUUCAAUCCUCACGCUGAGGACCUCAAUGACGCUAUGGUGGGAUUCAGUAGACGUGCUGUUUAUCAAGGGCUCGAUUCUAUGGCUUCGAUCACCAAGAAACUCAAUUGGAAUCAGAGUGUGGCAUGUUUAAACGUCUUGUACAAGUACGUGCAUUCCAAAUGGCUGUGGAUAUCACCGCUUUUACAGCCGCUCCAGAAACACAUAGACCGUAUUCGUAAGCUACAGAAUGAUGCUGCAAUCGCAGUACUCAAGCUGUACAUUCCUGCGUGGCUUGGGCCUAGCGCUGCAAUGCCUCUUAACCUGCUUCGUCGACGCACGGCGGCUCUUCUUCACCAUCUUGAUGCCAGGGCAGGGGUGGUACAGGGCUGGAUUUUGCGCAAGUGGAACUAUGUGGGUCAUCUACUUCGAAAGAAAGAGGACACUAUGCCAUCUAUUGCCUUGAGACAUGGGGUUCCAGGUUUGUGGCAUCAAGUAAGACCAGGGCCUCGCAACAUGCUUUUUCAGUGGGUUCAUCAUGUCGUUGCUGCCACGGGUCUCUGUGUAUCUACUGGCGGUCCCAGCUGGCAUGAAUUACGUGAGUUGGCAGCUGAUCGUCAGCGUUGGGCUAGUCAUCAACAGACUGUGGCGGAUCUAUACUGCCAGACACCUCAUUAUGCCAAAGCUUCUACUGACUGGGUGAAGUGGCGACAUGCUCUUACUCAUGAGUGCCACUGGGGAUUGUGUUUGUUCGUGCAGUGGAGCCCAGAGUCUGUGACUGCCAUCUGGUUGGAUGUCACAGAAGGGUGGCAAUGCUUGUCUUUUGAGCCGGCUUCGGAUAUGUUCAAUGUUCUGGAAGUUGUGCUUUGCUAUCUGCGCUACGUAGGCCACUGGCUUUCCUUUCAAGUUCUCCUCCCGCAAGAUACCUUUGAUCUCUUUGAGCAUACUUUAUAUGAUGUCACCGUCAAGCUAUAUGCAAAAUUUCAGAAAGUUGUCUCAUACCAAGUUGUGCCUGAAGCUUGGAGCCGCGAAGUGGCCGGUCUCGCAUCUCAGUCAUGA
Messenger RNA from Symbiodinium sp. CCMP2456, 4035 nucleotides. Lineage: Eukaryota; Dinophyceae; Suessiales; Symbiodiniaceae. The record is from the annotation of a GenBank genome assembly.